GAAGAAUCGGCGCAGUCCGCGUUGAACUAUAUAGCAAACGGAUGAGCCUAAUUUGCUAGACGGAUAGUCAUUUUUCGAACUUUACAUUAUUGGGAAUAUUGUGUCUGUGUAUAUUUUAAUGAUAAUACCAUACUUGAUAAAUUUAUGUCUUUAUCUUGAAUAAACACGAUAUUUUGUCCUGUUGAUUAAACACGUUCGAAUAGUGAAGUUUCCACUAAACCAUAAAGAUUCAAAAAAAAAAAAAUUAAAAAAAUUGAACACAGCAGGUUUUUUGCCCCGAUAUUCUAAUCAUGGAUAGCUGCAAAUUAAACUGCGAAAAAACAACUCAAUUAUCAGAAAUUCAAUCAUUUUACAAUGAUACGACAAUAUUUUUAACAGGUGGUACUGGAUUCAUGGGAAAUUUAAUACUGGAUAAAUUAAUUAGGACUUGUUCAGGAGUGAAAAAGAUUUAUCUUUUAAUCAGAGAGAAAAAAGGAAAAACUACAGAAGAAAGAUUCAAGGAACUCUUCAAUGACCCUGUAUUUGAAUUAAUGAAAAAAGAAAAACCGAACUUUUUGGAAAAAAUCACUGCAGUUAUCGGUGAUUGUGCUUUGCCAAACAUGGGGAUCGAAGAAAAAUAUAUCAACAUUAUUAAAGACGAAGUAAACAUAGUAAUACACUCUGCUGCUACUGUACGAUUUGACGAACAUUUAAGAAUUGCUGUCAAUAUUAAUAUAAUUGCCUUACAAGAUAUAUUGAAAAUUAGCCAAAAAAUUAAAAACUUAAAAGCUUUCGUUCACAUUUCAACUGCUUAUUCUAACUGUGCUGGAAGGGAAGUUGUGGAUGAGAUUUUCUACAAACCACCUAUAACUGGGGACAAGUUAUUACAGGUCGUUAACGGUCUGGACGACGACUACAUCACUAGAAUUACACCUUCUUUACUAGGGGAAUGGCCAAAUACAUACUCGAUGACAAAAGCGAUUGCCGAGGGCGAAAUAGUGACUUAUGGCAAAGGGUUGCCAAUUGGAGUUAUUAGACCGUCAAUGAUUAUCGCCACCGAUAACGAGCCUGUACCUGGAUGGAUCAACAAUUUCUAUGGGCCAACGGGAGUUGUAGCAGCCACCGGCAUUGGUCUCAUGAGAUGCAUGCAUGCCGAUUCAAGUAAAACUGCCGAUAUCGUGCCUGGAGAUUACGUUAGCAAUGCUGUGUUGGCUUGUGCUUGGGAUAUUCACAACCAAUGGAAUGAGCAUAACACCUCUAAUGAAAUGAAAGCUGAUAACUCAGAAAAAGAAACAUUAAUUGCACCUAUUUACAAUUUCGUGUCAUCUAGUGCCAACCCAUUGACAUGGGGAGAAUUUUCAAAAUUGAACAAAAAGUAUGGAUGUGAAGUGCCUUCUGUAAAAGCGAUUUCACCAAUUCUACUGAGAUUAUCCAAAAAUAAAUACGAAUACCAAAUUUUAUGUUUUAUUCUCCACAUCAUACCCGCAUUUAUAAUUGAUUCUUUAGCCAAACUCGUCGGAAAGAAGCCUCUAUUAAUGGACGGAUAUAGAAAAAUGCACAAAUUCUCCGAUGUCAUAUCUUACUUCAGUUUAAAAUCGUGGACAUUUAACGAUAAUAAUACGAGGUCUUUGAUACAAAAGUUAUCCAAAUUAGAUCAGACACUUUUCAGGUUCGAUCUAACCAAAUUGAGUUGGAAUGAAUAUUUCAAAAAACACGUAAUUGGUAUUCGAAUGUAUAUUGUAAAAGAUCCAAUGGAAACAUUAUCAGAAGGAAGAAAAUGGAAUCAAAAAUUAUGCAUUGCUUACUACACAUUAUUAUCCGUUUUAGCUGCGUCAUUCUUAUUGAUACUGUAUGGAAUUUGUAAUUUGUUUGUAUAACAAACGGCUUUUAUUUGUUAACUCCUAGAAUCUCAUAAUCAACUGUACAGUACUACAGUCUAAUCUAAUUACUAUACGUCCAUAUUCAUUGUUCAAUAUUUUACCUACAAUAUAAUAUUAUAAUGACUAAUGAGCA
Molecule: messenger RNA, 1992 nt
Organism: Myzus persicae (green peach aphid)
Lineage: Eukaryota; Metazoa; Arthropoda; Insecta; Hemiptera; Aphididae
Product: fatty acyl-CoA reductase wat-like
Exons: 12
Coding region: 291-1856 (521 amino acids)
Biological process (GO): long-chain fatty-acyl-CoA metabolic process
Cellular component (GO): peroxisome
Molecular function (GO): alcohol-forming very long-chain fatty acyl-CoA reductase (NADP+) activity
Source: RefSeq, a predicted model, not a curated record